GUCAUAUUUUAGCCGUCAAUUCGACGCACAUGUGUAAUCUCACAGUGCUGUCCAUUUCAUUGCAGAGAGUGCAAACAAUUAACAAAUCUUUCGGUGCAAAGAUUUAAUUUCCAAAAACGAAAAACGAUCCAACAACGCUCUGUGCAAUAAAAUGGAUCUGAAAAGUAAAACGGAAACAGUGAUAAAAUCACUGCUAAUUUCAAGUCCCAGAUCAUUGACAAUCAGCGAUUUGGACAGUGAAUUCUUAAAAUCGGAAGGUUAUGCAAUACCGUUUGAUAGUCUUGGAUACGCUCAUUUGAAAGAAUUUCUGCUGAGCAUACCGGACAUCUUAACGAUUUCUUAUUCCGGUGACAUUAUACCAGUGGCAACGAACGGUCGAUCCUACCACAUCCACAAAUUUGUGGCAUCAAAUGCAUCUACAAGCUUCAACCGAUUCAACGAUACUUAUCGUUAUCCACGGUCCCAUCCUAGAAUCAAAAUUGGCUAUUCGUCCCGAGACUUCAACCUUGACCACGAAUCGUCCAACGAGAUGAGUCGAGUCGAUGUGAGGCCACGGCUAGUAAAAGCUGCUGACUUUACUGGAGGAGACCAAGGGCCCAUCGAUCGACCACCAAUUGGAUGGACCGAUGUACCACCAAUUGUGGUACCGAAGCAAGUGGAAAUUGAGGAGCUGAACAAAACCCGUCAUGCUGCCGAUGAGGCGUUACCAUUUAUAGAUCAGGAUGAUCCGAUCCAUUUCCUUGGACUCGGAUUAACAUCGUCAAAUGUCGGAGUCAAAAUUCCAAGUCCAGCCUUGACGGAAUUCAAAUCGGGACAUUCAUACCAUGUGUUCGUAACGGAAAUCAACCGACUGUCGAGCUUUUGGUUCGUGUUAUGCAGCAGUAGAACGGAAUACAUUCUGAUGGAAGAGCAGCUGAGGUUGCACGACAACAAAGCCACAAUGAAGUCUUUCGAAAUGGUGCCAGGGAUUGCUUGUUUGGUCGCACAUAAAGAGAAGGUUCUGCGUGCAGAGUUCUUGGAAAAGCCGGUCAAUGGCAAAGUGACAGUCUGUUUUGUGGAUUACGGCACUGUCGAUGUAGUUCACAUAUCCCAAUGCCAUCGAAUUAACAAAUAUUUCGCGUUGAUUCCGAAGCUGUGUUUUCCGGGUGCAUUGGAACUUGGGCUGAUGCCAAGCGGUCGUGAAAGUGAAUCGGCGCUCAUUCAACGCUUCUGUAAAAUGGUCGAGGACAAACCACUGUGUGGCUAUGUAACACGAGUCGAUCGUAAGAAUAUGCUGGUGCGAAUGGUUCUGGUCGAUACUUCGGACGCGACGGAAGAUCUCAUAGUCAAUCGGGAACUGUUAACGGGCUAACUGCGCCAUCGGAUGUGUGGUUGUUUGUCGUUUCAUUUUUUUUUGAAAAACUAGCGGGAAAAUUGGCGAAGUAAAAAGGAGGACGAAAUUU
Molecule: messenger RNA, 1442 nt
Organism: Bradysia coprophila
Lineage: Eukaryota; Metazoa; Arthropoda; Insecta; Diptera; Sciaridae
Source: RefSeq, a predicted model, not a curated record